Molecule: messenger RNA, 1366 nt
Organism: Anthonomus grandis grandis
Lineage: Eukaryota; Metazoa; Arthropoda; Insecta; Coleoptera; Curculionidae
Exons: 2
Coding region: 151-1308 (385 amino acids)
Source: RefSeq, a predicted model, not a curated record
GGUCGGGUUGUGAGUUCGCCGAUCGGAUCACUGAACCUACGACCCGACCGCGACCAAUCCGUGCGAAUUUGUGUAUGUGUGGGUACCGCAGAUUUGUCCAGUGUGACUUCAGCCUGCAGCAGUUAAACGUGCGCUAAAAGUGAAUUGAAAAUGUCUUUCGAAGACAACAAAGUUUUUUGGGAAGAAUUUAUUCUUCUAUAUCAAGAAAAUCCCUGCCUUUGGGAUAUCAAAAGUAAAGAUUAUCGCAACAAGCAAAAGAAAAAUGCUGCUUAUGAUAUUUUAAUUAACAGUUGCAAACCACUUUUCCCAAAUGCAAACAAGGAAUUUGUUAUAAAAAAGAUGUCAUCAUUACGGGCAUCUUUCCGGCGGCAACUAAGGCGGAUUAAUGGCGCUAAAAGAACAGGAACGGGGGCAGAAGAUGUACCAGAACCUACGUUAUGGUACUUCGAUCUAUUGUCGUUUCUUAUGGAUCAAGAAGAGUCUCGUCCAGCAGUGUCUUCGAUAUUAGACGACAAUAACAUCGAGGAGAACUCACAUAUCUCAGACACUGAUUCACACACACAAGACUCAACUCAACCUUUGGAUAGUUCACCAGUUUUAUCACCUGCAACAUCUCAGAGCUCGACAUCAACUUCUCGUAACAAGCGAAUUCAGAAGUCAGAGAACACCUGGACAAAGAAGAAACACCAAUUUUUGGAUGCCUCCCUUAAAAUUUUGCAAACAGAGACUGCACCCCCACAUACUGAUAAAGAAGAAUCGCAAGAAAUAACAUUUGGCAAAAAUAUUGGCCAACAGUUACAGGAGACUGAAGACAGACAAAAGAUAAUAGCCCAAAAAUUGAUAUCAGAUGUGCUUUUUUAUGCUAAAUUGGGGAAUCUUACUGAUUCUUCUAGUAUUUCAUUCACUCACCAACCAGCACCUUGUCAAAGUGUCUCUUACGUACCACCAGCACAGCUCUAUCAACCAACAUAUACCAAUAAUGUUACACCUUACACUCAGCCCAAUGCAGCAGAAGUCUAUCGACCAACCUACGCCAAUCUUACAUCUUUCACUCCUCCAAAUGUAGCACAAGCCUAUCAACCAACCUACACCAAUCUUAAUACACCUUCCACUCAGUCAAGUGCAGCACAAAUCUUCCGACAAACUUACAUCAAUCAUACAACAUCCACACAACCAAACUCAAAUGCGGCCGGCUUACCUUUUACCUCUCAAUCAGAAGUGUCCACACCUACAACUGAUGCAGCUGCGAAAACUACAGAUCAUGUUUUCAUGGAUGAAUUUUUAUCUUUUGACAAAGCAAAGAACUAAUAACAGUUAGUCAUUAAUUUGUAGCAGUAAGCAAACUCAAUAAACAAACUUUCCAUUU